AUUGAAUGUUAAAAGCAAUGGUCCCCAAUUCAGCCUUUGGUCCCUGCUUAAUCCAAGUCGGUCAUUCACUGAAUCUUAGUGAAUCUGAAAUGAAUUUAUGAGAAUCAGUUCUUCAGAUUUUAUAACAUAACCUUUGGCAGCCAGAAAAUAAAAGGCAGUGUUCCAUGAACCAUUUCCUAAUAGACCUCAACCGCUCCUGUCAAUGCACGACACAGAUACAAGACGGCGGCAACAUCACGACAGCCACUUUGACCGUCGCUGUGACGGGAGCAGACGACGGGACGACUGUCACCUGCACAGGUGUGAAUCCCGCCCUCUCCAAAGAGGAGGAGCCUCUGUCAGACAGGAGAAAGCUCACUGUCUUCUGUGAGUGCAAGAGACGAGCCCAUCGUGGAGCUCACCCUCGGGAGACCUCUGGAGGCCGACAACAUCAAGGAGGAGGACGACGUCUGCUUCGAGUGCCACGUCAAAUCGAACCCCAGGGUCUCACCGCAUCGAGUGGUACCAUAAUGGUGAGAAAAUCGGGCAGAGGGUGAGGGCGGGAGUCGUCAUCAGAAGACAGUCGCUCGUCCUCAGGGGCGUCGUCAGGAGCCACUCGGGGUCUUACACCUGCGUCGCCACCAACGCCCACGGCCGUUCCGUCAGCAACACCUUUUUGCUGACAGUCCAACAUGCCCCCAUAUGUGCAGGGUCAGCAGGUCGAGAGAGGACCCUAGGGGCAACUCGAAGGACAGUGGUGAAGGCCAGGUGCACAGUGGAGGCCGAGCCUUCUUCCAACUUGGUCUGGUCCUGGGUGCGGAAGAGGACUGACGGCAGCGAGGAGAUCCUGUCCUCGGACAAGUACUUCGUCGAGGGACUGACGUCGACCCUGACGGUCGUGCCUGAGAGGAGGGAAGACUAUGGUCGAUUGCUCUGCAGGCAACGAAUAACGUUGGCCAUCAGAAGAAGCCAUGUACUGUCAACCUAGUCCCAGCUGGCCCACCUGAUACGCCCACUAAUUGCUCGGCCACACAUGUCAACCCUGAUGCUCUUAAACCAGCCAUUGCUGUGGCCUGCUUAGAGGGAUUUGAUGGAGGGCUGCCUCAGAAUUUCCUGCUGGAAGUGUUGCAAGAUGGUCUGGUCCUUGCAAAUAUUAGUAGCGAGUAUCGUGAGUGGGUGGUCAGUGGCAUGGAGUCAGGGAAAGGGGUCAUUCUGAACAUUGUGGUCAUAACAUUCGAGGCCGAAGUGACCCUGUCACCAUGAAGGUUUAGACUAGCAGUGCCCAGCAUACAGCAGCUCCACGUUAGACUAUUGUUGUCAUUUUGUUGUAGUUUUGCCUAUGGCUUCCAUUCUCUCCAUAAUACCAAACAAGCUUAGGGCAAUAAUUGUCCUCCCUAUCACUGAACUAUCUUUUCUGUGCCACAAUCUCACGCUAAGCAACUGGCAGAGACAGUGUGUAUAUUCACCAAGGAUGUUACAAAGGCUGGCUAUACAUCGUCUUGAAUCUCAUUGUCAAUCUACUUUUUUAUAUGAGUCUCUUUAUUAGACAUAUCUGAACGAGAUACACUUGACCAGAUCUCUCGUACGAUGACUUCGGGACAUUCGAAAGGCUUUUAUACCUGAAGUCUAAGUUCUUAUGUUUAAGUUCUUAUCUGCAUAUUGCAGGAAUUCUACGUAUACAUGUAUCAUGUUGAUAAUAAAGCCUCUAUU
This is a messenger RNA of Macrobrachium nipponense, 1689 nucleotides long. RefSeq lists its product as uncharacterized. The coding region runs from base 165 to 536 and encodes 123 amino acids. The transcript is spliced from 5 exons. The record is from RefSeq and is a predicted model, not a curated record. Lineage: Eukaryota; Metazoa; Arthropoda; Malacostraca; Decapoda; Palaemonidae.